AUGCCAUUUGGCCCUAAGGUUGUCGUCACCGGUUUCGGCCCAUUCGGUGGUGUCCUUCUGAACAGCAGUACUAUCGCCGUCCAAACCUUACGAAAUCGGUGGAGAUCUAUGGAACCGGGUUUAAGUCCUACAAUCGAUUUAAUUGUUUUGCCCAAUAUAGAGGUGUCUUACCGGAAUGUGGAUGUGGUCGUAUCAGAAAUCUGGAAUAUAAUUAAACCGGACUUAGUUAUUCACGUUGGAGUGGAUGCCACAUCCUCAACGAUUAAACUCGAAACUCAGUCUGGCUCUGGUCCAUACGUGCUCGAGGAUGUUUGUGGACUCACCUGCGACUUUGAAGAUCUUCGUGGUCAUAUAUGUACCACGUUGUCGUUAAGUGAACCAUGUGCGUUGCUUCAGUCUGCUGGAUAUUCGUGCUGCCUUUCAACAAAUCCUGGUCGCUUUCUCUGCAGCUACAUUUAUCACCGGUAUGAAAACAUCUUCAAUUUAAUUGUUGUUACUCUGAUAAAUUUUAGAUCACUUGAGAGAGACCCGAAUCGAACCUUGUUCGUUCACGUUCCCACGAUCUCAGAAAUUUUCACUCCGGAUUACCUUGGUGAUUUUUUACUCCUUUUGAUAAUCAGCCUCUGUAAGCAAUGUGGUCUGCAGAUAACUCAGUCUCUGGAGGAUUAUUUUCGAAAGCAAACUACCAGAACUUAA
Molecule: messenger RNA, 696 nt
Organism: Mesocestoides corti
Lineage: Eukaryota; Metazoa; Platyhelminthes; Cestoda; Cyclophyllidea; Mesocestoididae
Source: the annotation of a GenBank genome assembly